AAAAUAACCAAAAAUGAUAAGAAACAAUUUUAAUGGGCUGAAUUGAGUAAUGGUUUUUAAUAUUUCGUUAAAAAAAAUAGGAAUUAACAAUAAUUAUCCUUGUCCUGUAAAUGCGGUGUAAAGUGUAAGAAAUUAUUUUUAACAAACCAGGCAGUUUGUGUAAACGUAAAUAUAAGUUUUGUGGUGAAAUUUUAUAUAAUAUAUAAUUAAAUUUACUGAAGUGUAUGUAAUUUUUGUUCAAAUAAGUUUAAAAUUGUAACAGUAAUGAAGUGCAAAGCAGCAAUUCAAGCUUUACAAAAAGCAGACGCAUUGAAAGCGAGCAUGUCUCAAAAACAUGAUCUUAUCAAUGAUUCCAAGCCAUGGAAUGAUCAACAACAGCUCAGGACAAUAUAUCAUGAAGUUUUAAUCCUGGACUUAGAAUAUGCACUUGACAAGAAAAUUGAACAAGAAUUGUGGAUGCUUGGUUUUAAAAAUUACAUCAACACUUUACAAGAAAUUAUAAGAGAUGUUAAAAACCCUCAAAGAAGUGAUGCUCAGGCUUUGUUAUCAUGGUGUUUACAAACAGCCUUUGGAUUUUAUUCAUCGCUUUUACAAGAAUUUUGUGCACUUUACGAUCUGGACAUGCCCUUUCACAAACUGCUUAUGAUGUAUGAACAAACAAGACCUAACACAUCUAAGGAUUUCAAUAAAGCAAAGAAUUCGUCAUGUUUAUAUAUGUGCCAGUAUUGUCUUGUACACCUAGGAGAUAUUGCCAGGUACCAAAACCACAGGAAACAAGCAGAAAGUUAUUACAAAUACUCAAUACAAAUUUCACCAACAAGUGGACAACCUUACAAUCAAUUAGCCCUGUUGGAAACAAGUCAUGGAGAUAAAUUGGCAACUGUUUAUUAUUAUAUAAGAAGCAUAGCUGUUAAAAAUCCUUUUCAUGCUGCCACAGCCAAUUUAUUAAAAACAUUAUCAACUGUAGUGGAAAAAGAACAGUCCCUAAGUGAAGUACAGACAAAAAUGAGCGUGAAUGAAUUCAUUCAGAAGUUUUUAAAGGCCCAAGGACUGCUCCUGUUUGCAACUGAUUUGGAACAAGUUGAAAUAAUUGUUAAAAGUAUAAAUGCCACUUUAACAGCACUUAUAGCAACUCAAAGUUUCACAAUGGAGCAAUUACUUCGAAUGGUUGUCAUUAACCUGUACCAAUUAAAAAAUUUACAGAAAUUAGAGAAUGAGAAGAACAGAGAUGUCAAUGAAUUAACUGAAGAUGAAAAAAAGAUCAGAAAUUUUGUUUUGGAAUUAUUAGCUGGUUCAUUAAGUGCAUUUCUUUUGCCUGUAUACACUUUAAAACAUGAUAAGACCCUUUUAGACUAUUAUGCCUUACCUGCACUAACUCUGAUUCUUUAUUGGAUUAAAAUAGAGCCAGAAGUUCUUCAGGAAACUGUUUUUACAAACUGGCCCCAAAUAUGGCCAAGUUUGUGCAAGCUUUUGAACAGUCUGCAGGAAAUUACAGCAGAGUUUGAUUGUAAACCAUAUGAGAAUGUGCUUUUAUAUGAAGAUAGAGAAUUGCAAGGCUUCUUACCAUUCUCCGAGAUAUUUAAAAAAUACAAGUCUAAAGUGGACAAAGAAGAUUAUGUGGAUAAAGAAAAGACCAUUAGAGCCAAAAGGUUGAUAGAAUAUGGCACUUGGUUGACUUCUGUUGAAGUUAACAGCAAAAAACUUAUUAAUAAUAAGAAGGGUAGUGAUGAGGAUAGUAUAGUUUUUGAACCUCAGUGCACUCAACCUGAUCCAACAUCAAAACUGCUUGAAGAAAUGAAGUCGUUUAGUCUCUCAGAAGUCAACAAUGACAAUAAUAAAAGUAAAGAAAAACGCAGUGGUAUUUUAAAGCCACAAGGAUCCCUAGAGAAGGCAAGAGAAGAAAGGGAGCAGCUUUUGCUAGCAUCUGAAACGGGGGCUGUAUCUCACGCGAGCAGUAGCAGUUCUGUGUCCAGCAUAUCUGCUAAUUCUAACUUAAAAGUAGAUUCUUUCAAACAAAAAAGGGUUCGUCAAAACGUCGCACUUCAAAGCAUCUUCAAGAAGAUUGAAGAAAGCAAACAGGUUAAGUUUAGCGUGGAACCAGAGAAGGAAAAGAUAGAAUCCAUACCUAAAAAACAAACUAGUACGGACUCGUCAGUCCCUCCACAAAACGAAAUGUUCUGGACUUCAAUCAAGGGCCUUAACGAAAAACCAGUUGAUUACCCAAAAAGCUCGUAUCAAUACUUCCCCAACACUUCGUUUGAUAUCAAGAUGCCCAUGAGUUCUUUCGUUACAGAUUCUGGAAUGAAGCCUAUGCAAAAUUUUGGAAAUUACUCAGAAACCAUGCACGGAAGUGGUAGCUUCUCUUUACCGCCACAAACAUUGAGUAAUUCGUCGCAGUCUUUACCACCCUUAAACAAUUCGAACUUUAAUUCCAGCAAUUUUCCGAAUAAUUUCGGUUCAAACAAUCCAAACCUGGUCGGUUUUGGAUCUAGCAGUCACAAUUUUAACACCAACAUGCCACCAUCGUAUCGUCAACAGGGCAACUAUCCCCCGAAUAAUCCAAAUAUCCCUUACCAAAACAUCAGCCAUUAUCCCCAAUUUUCGAGCACAUGGAAAACCGAUUCACAACAGGUGCCCCCGUGGUCCAACUGGCCCAAUUCCGGCGGCAAUCAGCCGUCUCAGAACCAGCAAGACAAUUAUCAGUUGAACUAUCAAUAUCAGGGUAAUAUGCCUUAUUCGUUUUCGAACAUAGCCCCAAAUAACAUGCAAAAGAAACAAGAUACUUCGUUUAAUUCCCCAUGGAACCCUAUGCCUCCUUCAAGACCGGUUAAUUACGACGGCAGCAACAUGGGAAACAACCAGAGUUUGUCCUUACGACAAGCCAUGCUCAAAGAGGCCAAAAACGUCGCUGGUAUGCAGAUGCCUCCUCCACCUCCUCCUAAAACUGGCCCCCCGGAGGAGAAGAUGUACACCCCUCCUGGAUAUUCUUUAUUCAACUCAGGAGGAUGGUCUCCAAAUUUAUCUGGACAAUUUCGAAACACAGUUCCCCCUGAUAUGCUCAUGAAUCAGCAUUCAUUGUUCGCAGGACAAGCUCCACAGUCCUUACAACAACUAUUGGAACAACAAAAUAAGUUUAAAAACAACAGUUGAAGGACCGAGGAGAGGAGGAGAAGAGAGAUAAUACAGUUAAUUGCAAGUGUUCUUCGACUUUAAUAAUAAAUAUGUUUUUAUUUCGGUGUUAAUGGCCGAAAAUAUUUUCAUUAUGUUUGUUAAAUUCAUUUUGAUGAUUAAUACCAUCCGCACAAAAUGAAAUAAUAUACAAAAUGUUUGCUUGGAAGGCAUAAGUCACGAAUGCAAAAGCCUGUUGGGUUUUCAUUUUAUUAUCGCUGACUUGGGUUUGAUGAGAAGGCCACUGAUAAUAAUUUAUUGAUGAGAACAUUAUUAGAAAAGGUUUUGGACUUGAAAAUGUUACUGUUUGCUUUUUGUAUUUUUAUAAACAUUCUUUGUUUAAAAAUUUUAUAUUCUACUUUAGAAUCGGUGUAUAAGGUAUUUCUAUAUAUAAUAACUAAAGUGAAUAAAAAAAAUACAAAAACACAUAUAAAAAAACUUAUAGAAAAUAGUCUUUUGAAUAAAUAAAUGUAAAAAUACUUUUAUUGGUAUUGUAUUUUUUUUUGUUGCAGUAAAUUUAAUUUAUGUAACUUUUAAGUAUAUUUUGUCGUUACCAAAGUAUUAUAUAAAGUCCUAAAUAAAAUUAUGAAGGAAAAGGUGUUAAUUGUAGAGAUAAAAGAAUAAAUAAUUGUUAUUUUCGUAACAUUUACUUACGUUAUUAGUCAAAAGGAUUAUUUGUAAUAACCUGUUAGCUAAACGUAAUAUAUGUCAUACCUAUUAUAUAUAUUUUUUUUCGGUUGAUGUCAUUAUUUUUGUUUUGAAAAUAAAAUUUACGUAAAGCAA
Messenger RNA from Agrilus planipennis (emerald ash borer), 3951 nucleotides. Its product is annotated as protein SMG7-like. Bases 265 to 3150 code for a protein of 961 amino acids. Gene Ontology annotation, biological process: nuclear-transcribed mRNA catabolic process, nonsense-mediated decay. Gene Ontology annotation, cellular component: telomerase holoenzyme complex. Gene Ontology annotation, molecular function: telomerase RNA binding; telomeric repeat DNA binding; protein binding. The transcript has 2 exons. NCBI's taxonomy places the organism in Eukaryota, Metazoa, Arthropoda, Insecta, Coleoptera, Buprestidae. The record is from RefSeq and is a predicted model, not a curated record.